ACAGGCCCAAUUUAUAAAUUCUUAAUUGGGCUUAUCUAAGCCCAAAUAUGAUUAAUCAGUUAUACCUAAAAGGAAGCAUUUUUAACGAACAGCAUACGGUUGGACUAAAGUCAGUGGUCCGUACAGUGUCCGUACAGCACAUGCAUAUUGUAUGUUUUUGAUACAUGGUUCGAUCGCACAUCAUCCCGUUUCUCCGCACGUUUUGUUCUUCUUCUACAUCGUCGUGGAACUCCCGCAUAGCACAAGCUGUCAGCCAUGGCGACGCUGCAAAUGCCCUCGUAAUUUUUCGCCACCUGAAGCAGCAGUCUUAUGCUAAACCCAAUAACUUCACUUUCCCGGUCAUCGCUAAAGCAUGUGGGAAGCUAUCAGACCUCCAAGCCUCGCGGAUGAUCCACGCCGACGUUGUCAAAACUCCCUACUCCUCGGAUAUAUACGUACAAACUGCGCUCGUCGAUGCGUACGCCAAAUGUACCAAUUUGGAUUGUGCCCUUCGCCUGUUCGACGAAAUGUCCCAUCGAGAUGUAGCCUCUUGGAAUGCGAUCGUCGUAGGGUAUGCUCAAAUAGGUGAUUUCGAUUGUGUUUCAGUGUUGAUUAAAAGAAUGAGGAGUGAUGGAAUCAUGCCCGAUGCUGUUACUAUAAUGGGGCUGACGCAAUUGGCAUCUGGCAUUAACCAUGGGAGCUUGUUGAGCUGUGUUCAUUGCUUGGGUAUGAAAUAUGGAUUGGGAGGCGAUGUCUCUGUUGCUAACACAUGGAUUUCUUGCUAUGGAAAGUGUGGAGAUUUAUGCUCGGCUGAGAUGGUGUUUUCUUGCAUCUCUAGGGAUGCUUUGUGCGUCGUCUCCUGGAAUGCUAUGAUAGCUGGAUGUGCUUGUUUCGAAGAUUCGGAGAAGGCUAUUGGAGUUUACCAGAGUAUGAUUAAUGGUGGGUAUAGGCCGGACGUGGUUACAUUUGUUAAUUUACUUUCGGCAAUUGGCGAGCCCAAGUAUCUACAUUACGGGAUGCGAAUUCAUGCUCUUGCAGUAAAAGAGGGUUCAAAUUUGAAUGCUACAUUGCUCAAUACACUUAUCUCCAUGUACACAAAGUGUGGAGAUCUUAACUCUGCAAGAUCGAUUUUUGGUGGGAUGAAUGAGAGGUCUCAUUGUUCUUGGACUGUUAUGAUUGGUGGUUAUUCAGGAAAUGGCGAUUUAGGCGAAGCAUUCUCAUUGCUCGACGAAAUGGAAGCUUCCGGAAAGAAGCCUGAUACAUUUACGGUUAUCUAUUUGAUAGCAGGGUGUGGCAAAGUCGGGACCCUUGAGUCCGGGAAAUUGAUUGAUAACUACACCAUGUCAAAGGGGCUAAAGAACAAUGUAAUGGUAUGUAAUGCAUUGCUUGACAUGUACAUGAAGUGUGGAAGCGAAGGAGAUGCGCAGAAACUUUUUCUUGCGAUGAAUGAGAAGAAUGUCGUCUCUUGGACAACUAUGAUAUCUGGAUUUGCACUGAAUGGGAACUUCCAAGAAGCAUUAGAUCAUUUUAAUGAAAUGUUAGAGGUGGGUAUUAAGCCAAAUCAUAUUACAUUCCUUGCAGUCCUUCAGGCCUGCACCCAUGGAGGUCUUUUGGAGAAAGGAUGGGAAGUUUUCGACAUGAUGAAAAGAACUUAUGGUAUAAAUCCCGGACUAGAUCACUAUGCUUGCAUGACUGAUCUCCUUGGGCGUCGAGGAAAGCUGAAAGAAGCACUUGAUUUUAUUCAAGAAAUGCCAAUGAAGCCAGAUGCCGGGAUUUGGGGCUCUUUGCUCGGCGCUUGCAAGAUUCAUGGCAGCGUAGAUAUUGGGGAACAGGCAGCAUAUAAGCUUUUUCAAUUACAACCACAAGCUGCGGCUCCUUAUGUCGAAAUGGCUAAUAUAUAUGCAUCACAGAAAGAUUGGAGCGGUGUUGCGGCUAUGCGCGUAAAUAUGAAGAGUAAGCAAGUGACGAAAUCCCCGGGGCAAAGCAUCGUAUUUGUUGAUGGAGUGUGUUGUUCAUUUACAGUGGAGGAUAGAUCCCAUCCCAAAGGCUUUCAAACAUUCGAGACGUUGGAUAGCCUAGUUUUGCAAUUGAAAAAUGAAACAGAUUUGAUUGCUGUUGAGGAGCUGGUGCUGUGAU
Andrographis paniculata is the source of this 2115-nucleotide messenger RNA. RefSeq names its product pentatricopeptide repeat-containing protein At4g19191, mitochondrial. Gene Ontology annotation, molecular function: protein binding; RNA binding. Gene Ontology annotation, biological process: RNA modification. The coding region runs from base 165 to 2114 and encodes 649 amino acids. NCBI's taxonomy places the organism in Eukaryota, Viridiplantae, Streptophyta, Magnoliopsida, Lamiales, Acanthaceae. The transcript has a single exon. The record is from RefSeq and is a predicted model, not a curated record.